AAGUGAAAGAGCUGAAAGCUGACACUCCUCCCUUACACUCCUCACGCACUCUCCCAGCACCUGUCAAGUUUCAAAACCACGCUUGCUUCUCUGAAGAGCGACAACCUGGUGAGAAGAAUCUGCCAAGUUUGGAACGGCUGCAAACAUCACUGGACUCGAGCACGAACCGCCUUGAGGUAAGCUGCGUGUGGAUAUAGACGUCAGGCCAGACUGGACCACACCAAACCAGAUUGGACCAGAUUGCACAAGCCAUGGUUUUGCAGAAGCUCCUGAGUUUUGGGAAGCAGCUGUUGCGGGUGAAAGUGGUGGAUUGCUCUGAGGACUCGCGCCUCUCCCGCUGCCUUAACACCUUUGACCUCGUGGCCCUGGGAGUGGGCAGUACCCUGGGGGCUGGUGUGUAUGUGCUUGCUGGAGCGGUGGCUAGACAGAAUGCAGGGCCUGCCAUAGUGCUGUCCUUCCUCAUAGCAGCCCUGGCCUCGGUGCUGGCCGGCCUGUGCUAUGCUGAGUUCGGGGCACGAGUGCCCAAAACGGGCUCAGCAUAUCUCUACAGCUAUGUGACAGUGGGAGAACUCUGGGCCUUCAUCACCGGCUGGAACCUGAUCCUCUCCUAUAUCAUCGGAACGUCCAGCGUAGCUCGAGCUUGGAGUGCCACUUUCGAUGAGCUGACUGGUAAACAUAUUGAGCACUUCAAUCGUCAGUACAUGAGCAUGAAGGCCCCAGGUGUGCUGGCCGAGUAUCCCGACAUGUUUGCUGUGGCCAUCAUCCUGGGUCUCACAGGCUUGCUGGCUUUUGGGGUGAAGGAGUCGGCCAUGGUCAAUAAGAUAUUCACCUGCAUUAACGUCCUGGUGCUGCUGUUCAUGGUGGUGUCUGGCCUAGUCAAAGGCACGCUCAAGAACUGGCAGCUGAACCCUGAGGACAUCCUGAACAGAUCCAACUUCUCAGGCUUCAAUACAUCAGAGCCUGAGGUAUCAGAAGAGAGUUUAGGGAUGGGUGGGUUUAUGCCCUUUGGCUUCAGCGGAGUCCUCUCCGGGGCAGCCACCUGCUUCUAUGCUUUCGUAGGGUUCGACUGUAUUGCCACCACAGGUGAGGAGGUGAAGAAUCCGCAGAGGGCCAUUCCCAUCGGCAUCGUCUCUUCUCUCCUCAUCUGCUUCGUGGCCUACUUUGGAGUGUCGGCUGCUCUCACCAUGAUGAUGCCGUAUUACAUGCUGGACAAGAACAGCCCUCUGCCCGUGGCCUUUAAGUAUGUGGGCUGGGAGGGGGCCACCUACGCGGUGGCUAUAGGCUCAUUAUGUGCUCUUUCCACCAGCUUGAUUGGCGCCAUGUUCCCAACGCCCAGGGUCUUGUGGGCGAUGGCAGAUGACGGGCUGCUCUUCAAAUACAUCGCUGAACUAAACCCGAAAACAAAAACCCCCUUACGCGCUACUCUUACAUCAGGCCUUAUGGCAGCCAUCAUGGCAUUCCUGUUCGACCUGAAGGAUCUAGUUGAUCUGAUGUCUAUUGGCACACUCCUGGCGUACACUCUGGUUGCUGCCUGUGUGCUGGUGCUCAGGUACCAGCCAGAACAUCCCACGCCGGUGUACCACAUGGCAAACACACAUGAGGAGCUGGAGCUGAGUGAAUCAUCAAGCGCCACAAGUAUAGGCAUUCUGCCCGGCAUGGAGGAGCGCUUCAGCUUCAAAACAUUGCUCUUCCCUGACAACACGGAGCCGUCCAGCCUUUCUGGCUCUGCUGUCAACGUCUGCGCCAGCAUGCUAGGCUUCCUGAUCCUGGUUUUCAGCGUUUUGGCCGUUCAGGGGGGCGCAGCCAACUGGAGCAUAGCUAUCCUCAGUGUGUUAGCCAUGGUGUGCCUUAUUCUAACUUUCAUCAUCUGGAGACAGCCACAGAGUAAAAACAAGCUUUCAUUUAAGGUGCCUCUGCUACCCUUCAUCCCUGUGGUAAGCAUGUUCGUUAAUGUGUAUCUGAUGAUGCAGCUGGACAGAGGGACGUGGAUACGCUUCGCGUUGUGGCUGUCCAUCGGCUUGGUGAUCUACUUUGGGUACGGAAUAAGGCACAGCUCAGAAGGUGCUCUGGUUCGCUCUAGCCCCGAUAUAGAGCUUGAUCCAUGCAAGUCCAACUGUGCCCAUAAUGGGGACACCGUGUCGCAUGAAAAGGAGGCUUUCCUCUCCACCAGACGGGAGAAUGGGGUCGAUGAGGACGGCGAGCUCUAAGAGAGAGAGAGCACCAAACGAGCCUCUGUGCUGUCUGCGUCUGCGUGGAGCACAAAGCUAGAUGGCACUGUAAAGCACCAACAGGCUGAGUGUGCGGAGAUACAGCACUGUGGUUGUUUAGGUAUGUCACUUCCUUAUGAGGGAGUCUUGUUAGGGGGCUCUAAAUUAGAGAUGGCACAAUAUCGCCUUUUUUGUUUUUCCAAUACCGAUACUGAAACCUUGAGUAUAGGCUGGAACCCAUAUGAUCUGAUUUUUUCCUUAAAAAUGAGCUGUCUUUAAUUAAAGAACUUAAGAUUUUGAAGCCAUCUAAAGGUAUGAAGUGUUUGCACACAGCUGACACUAACCCAGAUAUGACAGGUGAAAAUUUGCCUAUCGGGCUACAUUUACAGUCCUGUUGAUCCUGUUUAUGACCCUGACAAAUAAAUUAGUGAAUACAUAAAUAAAUUCCCACCCAUGUGCUUUGCUUAAUGUCUAGCUAUUCCUGCUUAUGUUACCAUUAAGCUACGUGCGGCUGUUAUAACUUGGCACACUUUAUUCCGCUUUAGCUUAUGCUGCGUUCCAAGCAAUUCUGUAAUAUUUCAGACUAGAUUUGCUACAGAACUCGAUUCCUCCUUUUUCCACCUGAUAAUCGAUCUGCCAUUUUUUGCUGGUAUCAGCCCGACAUUGAUUCUGGAUAUUGUAUCGGUGCCAUCUCUUCUCUGAACUGUCAGCUAGUGAUUUGCCUUUAAAAUUCUGACAACUCAGGAUUUUGUACCCAGCUUAGAAUAACUCUGAGAAACCAAAACAAACAGAAGAUGUCUUGUCUGAGGACGGCUUAGGUAUAUUAUGAUGAUAGGCUCAUUCGACUGCGGUUUAUUACUGUGUGCAUGUCUGGUUGUAAACAGAGUUCAUUUGUGUUGCUCGAUAGCUGCUAUCAUCAUCAGACUGCACUUGCACCACUGUCUUAUCAGGACAGACAAUAUUAGAGUCAACAUAGCUGUAACAGAAUCAAGAUCAUUCAUCUUCCAUCAGUGCUCUCUGUUUAACAGUUUAGUGUGUUUAUUAAUGAAAUUCAUGCCAUGACUGGAUUAAUGCUUCCUGAUUUAGUUUUUACUCUAGUCUGUUUGAGACCACACUCUGCUUACGGAAGCUUUUCUGCUGCUUUAAACUGACUUGAUCCAGAUGUUCUGACACACCAUGUACAGAAAAUACUGAUACUGGUGGAUCAGAACAUAUAACAAACUAAAUGUGCUCUUUGCUCUGUACUUGAGAGUUUUAUGAAUAUUUGGUUAUGUAAAGAUAAGGUGACAAAUUAAAGGUAAAACCAAUAUAAAAUGUCUUACUAAGGUGCUGAGCUGCCACAAGCUCCCAGAACAGCUUUAAUGAACCUUAACAUAUAUACUAAAAGUCUGGAACUGUACUGGAGGGAUCAAACACCUUUCUUCCAAACUGUGACAAGAAGAUCGAACCAUGCCAGCAAAAUAACCCUCACACCAUAACAAACUCUCAAGACACUCACAUUAUAGGAGUCAAGACAUUCAGGCCUGAAGCUAACCUGCUAAGGAUGGGUGUGUUCAAUUUAAAUAACCUGCACAUUGCUCUUCCCCUUGCUGCAUGUGGACACUUGUGUAGCCUAGAUGUGACACACAUUUGAGUGGAGAUUGGGAAAGUGUAAGGCCCAAUCCCAUUUCUUCUUUGCAACUGAGUUAGAAGGAGUAGCGGUUGCAGUCUUCCCCUACGAAAUGGGACCCUCAAAUAAAUAAAUAAAUAAAAAACAUUGCUUCAUUAACAGGUUACUAGUGGUGCUCUUCAGGCGACCCAGUGAGAGCAAAGAAGGGAAAAAGUCAGCAACCUCACUGCUGGGCUUUAGUUACAUUUAGGGCAUCGUAUGCUUUCAAAGGGGGGUAUAAGGCAAUUAUUUAUUAUCCCUCACCCCAAAUUCUUUGGUGAUACGAAGCUGAAGUCAGCUAUACACCAGCUUCUUAAAGGACUAUUAAAGGUGGAUCGGGAAAGUAAGGUUGCGAGCUACAGAGACAUUAGCAUACUGUUAGCGCAUAAAACUAUUUAAUAGUUCAAUAUCUUUCUUUUUUGUCCUCAUCACACUCUGUAUCACUCUUUUCCACAUCUCUGCAGACCAGUAUUUAUACCACUAAACUCUCAAAUGUGCAGUCAUCUUUGUAAUGAGGGCUUUACACCCUGCAGCCAUACUGUAAUAUCCCGUUUUUGUAGUUGUGGACGGACUGUUCUUGCUGACACCAUCUGAUCAUACACUGCAUUGGCAUUCUCAGUCACCUGAGGAACAGUAGCUCUUUUGUUUUUCAUGAACAUCAUGGUGAUUGAGUACACUUUUGACCACCAUAUCCAACCCCUUUUUUCUGAUGUUUUUCCCAUGUUUCUGAAUACACUGUGCCAGUUUAGUCACUGUUCCUACUGAAACACUCGCCAGCUGAGCAGUCUUUGUGACUGAAGCUCCUGCCAUCCAUUCACCAGUAAAGCCCCUUUUCAAAGAUUUUUUGCUUCUGCUGUCUCGGCCCAAAAUUGAGGUCAAUUAGGUCUGUUCAGCAUUUUUAUACAUGCCCACAGAAAAGUGCUAUAUAAAUAAGCUUGCCUUGCCAUAGAGCAUGAUGUUAACUGCUUAAUUGUAAGAUGCAGCACAUUUGUCUGGAAACGUCUGCACUUGUAAUGUUUCUCCACUCAAUUAUUCAGCUUUUUCCUUUAAUUUGUCACCCAUCUGUAUCGAACUUCAUGUACAAAGAGUAAGAUUUUAUGUCUGGUAAAAUCAAAUGUUGAUGUAUAUGCCCCAUUCUGUUUAACAGUCAAGACUUGGCCUACGAACUGGAUAUGAAUGUAAAAACUAAUGCAGUAACUAGCACACUAGUCACCAACUAUACACUAGUUUACAAAGAAAUGCAUCCCAUUUUUGCGACGAGCUUUCAAUCAAGCAGCUGUGCAUAGACAGAACCUGCAGUGUGUGUGAUCAAAAUUCUGUUUAUAUUCUUGGCAGUAAAUUAUUUGUAAAUUGCGAACAAUGCUUUUUAUAAUGUUAGAACCUGAAAUGUGUAUGCAGACAUUUGUGUCUUUUUUGUUUUAUAGUUUAUAGGUUUAAGAAAAAAAUCUCCUUGCAGUUUUGUUGCUGGACCGAUCCUGAAAAAAAAAACGAGAACAUGUUUAAAUAUUUGAAAGAAAUCGCAUGGCCUUUAAUCUACACUCACAGACCUUAAGAUAUUUGCAGACCGGACUUUUUUCACAACAAUUCUCAGUUAGCUUGGUAAACAAUAGUCCAUACCACCCAGUAAGAGAAUGUGAGGAGUGUACUUUUUUGGACAAAUCUUACUUUGGAUGUACAUUUUCCAGCUAGCUGAGGAAUCCUGGUUUCUUUUUGUCCUGAACUGAAGGUUAUGUUGACUGAAUUUUGGAAGAAUAUUAGCAAUAAUCAAAUCUCCCAUUAAAAUGUGUGUCUGUCAGCUCCUGUAAUGUAAUGUAAUGAAAUGCUGUUUACAGUAUCUCGUGGUGUUCUUUGUCCUUUAUGUUGGACCAUUUCUACUGUGAUUUGUAUAUUUAGUGCACAAAAAAGCCUGGAAUGGUUGAGAGCUGUAUGUCCUGUGAUGUAGCUUUAGAACACUGUUUUUCCUGUUCCACCUGCUGCUGUAAAUAAAGUGCUUUUUGCGAUAA
This is a messenger RNA of Pygocentrus nattereri (red-bellied piranha), 5858 nucleotides long. RefSeq names its product solute carrier family 7 member 1a (gene slc7a1a). The coding region runs from base 252 to 2207 and encodes 651 amino acids. Gene Ontology annotation, cellular component: plasma membrane. The transcript has 12 exons. Gene Ontology annotation, biological process: transmembrane transport; amino acid transport. NCBI's taxonomy places the organism in Eukaryota, Metazoa, Chordata, Actinopteri, Characiformes, Serrasalmidae. Gene Ontology annotation, molecular function: amino acid transmembrane transporter activity. The record is from RefSeq and is a predicted model, not a curated record.